AUGAAAAUCAACCGCCAAUCGCAGAGCGCCGAAACUGAGGGGGUAGCCUCCAGAUCAUCCAUCUCAGUGGCUAAACCUUUGCGAGAUCACGACGGAAAUGAUGACGUCCACAGUGUCGACAAGACUGCGAUGGACCGGCGAGUGAACAGAAAAUUAGACAUUGCUCUUCUCCCGCUGUUGUCUCUGUUGUACCUAUUCAACGGUCUGGAUAGGGGCAACGUGGGAAACGCUCAGACCCAAGGAUUUACAAACGACAUUGGCGCCGCGCCGGACGAUCUAAACCUCGCCGUGUCUCUGUUUUUCAUUACUUUCGUUUUGUUUCAGCCUCCCUCUGCGGCUGUUGGCCGAUGGCUUGGGGCUAAAUACUGGAUCCCGAUUAUGAUGCUUGGAUGGGGAUUCGUGACCAUCUGUCAGGCCUUCAUCAGGGGCAGAGGUUCUUUGAUCGCCACUCGCCUCCUGAUAGGCGCCUUCGAAGCUGGCUUCUACCCGACUGCAGUCGCUUACCUCUCUUUCUUUUACUGCCGAUACGAUCUUGCUGUGAGAGUUGGCUUAUUCUACGGACAAUAUGCUGUGGCUGGCGCAUUUUCCGGGGCAAUUGCAUACGGUGUUUUCCACCUCAGAGAUGGACCUCUGAAAAAUUGGCAAUACCUCUUCAUCAUUGAAGGGACGCUGACGAUUCUUUUCGGUCUCAUCGCCUGGGUCUUCCUUCCGGCAGGUCCCGGCUCGGCAUGGUUUCUGACCCAUGAAGAACGACGCUUUGCUGCAGAUAGGAUCAAAGCCGACAGCGUUUCAUUUACCGAGCAUGCCUAUGACGCCCAUGGAGUAGAGACAGAUCGUCUGACCCAACGGGACUUCAUUGAGACUGUGAGAGAUUGGAAGUUUUGGUAUGUUCUGGUAUUCAACAUUUGCGCCAGCGUCCCCGGGCAGGCUUUCUCCGUCUUUCUACCACUAGUUGUGCAAGGGUUGGGAUAUUCAUCAAUUCAAGCAAAUUUGAUGUCUGUUCCUCCAUACGCGUGUGGUGCGCUUGGAUUAUACCUCUUUACCCUCAGCUCCGAUUAUCGCAAGGAACGAGGUUAUCACAUCUUGGGGGGCAUCGUCAUUGCCGUCGUAGGCCUGGUAGCUACCGUUACUGUCGAAUCGAACGGCGGGAAGUACGCUGCGCUAUGCGUUCUUCUUCUCGGUAGUUACGUUGCUGCUCCAUUAACAGUCGCGUGGUUGAGCGGGAAUACCCCAGAACCCGGAAAACGCUCCCUUAUCCUCGGUCUCAACGGUUUCGGGAAUCUGUCAGGCGUCAUCGGUGCGCAGCUAUACCGCGAUCGCUACAAGCCAGGCUACAAGAUCCCAUUUUACGUAACCCUAGGGUUUGUUGCAGUCUCGUUACUUGGAUACCUUUCGUAUAGAUUGACUCUCGCCGCGGUCAACCGAAGAAAGUUGGAAAUCAUGAGACAAAAGACUGCAGAUGAGAUCGAGAGAGAGCGGCUGGACAACACGCGUUACGCUGACAAGAAGUGGACGUUCAUAUAUGGUCUUUGA
Messenger RNA from Colletotrichum abscissum, 1533 nucleotides. Its product is annotated as major facilitator superfamily transporter. Gene Ontology annotation, molecular function: transmembrane transporter activity. Gene Ontology annotation, cellular component: membrane. Gene Ontology annotation, biological process: transmembrane transport. The record is from RefSeq and is a predicted model, not a curated record. The transcript has 8 exons. NCBI's taxonomy places the organism in Eukaryota, Fungi, Ascomycota, Sordariomycetes, Glomerellales, Glomerellaceae. The coding region runs from base 1 to 1533 and encodes 510 amino acids.